GGUAAUUGCAAAAACCCUAGUUCAUGAUGGGGCGGCGGCCGAAAACGAAAGCGAUUCCAGAUGAUGACGACGACGACUCUUCACUGAACAAAGGCUUCGAGAUCGAUGAGGAGUUCGGUAAGAGGUUGUUGCACAACAAGAAUCGCGAGGAUCUCCAGCGACACGAGGAGCUGAGGAGGAGAGGUGCCAUCAGGGAUGAUGAAAAUCCCGAGAACGACUCUGAGCCAGAAUCUGAGCAGGAUGAUGAUCUUGGUAAUCCAGAAAGUGAUCUCAGAUUUAUUGAUCUGUUGAUUAAGGUAAAGAAGAAGGAUCCUUCGAUUAGGGACAAAAAUGCAAAGUUCUAUGAGUCUGAUGAUAGUAGUAGUGAAGAAGAUGGGGUUGAUAAGGAGGAUAAGAAGAAGAAGAAGAAGAAGAUGAAGAAGAUGUAUCUGAAAGAUGUUCAGGCACAGCAUUUGCUUGAGGAAGGUCCUGAGUAUGUUGAGGAAGGUGAGGAGAGGAGCGUGAAGACUUACGCUGAGCGACAGGAAGAAUUGAGGAAGGCUGUAGUCGAUGCUUUGGAAACUGGAGGGAACGAGAGUGGUGAGGAUGAUGAUCUAUUGAGAGUUAAAGAGAAGGAAGGAGAUGAUGUGGAGGUUGUUAAUGAGGAGCUGGCUAAGAAAAUGGAUGAGUAUUUUGGUGAAGAAGCUGAAGUUUAUGAGAACCAGUUUUUGAAAGAUUACUUGGUGAAACAGCUGUGGAAGGAGAAAGAGGAGAAGAUUGUAGAGGAAGAAGAGUUGAAUGAGUUGUCUGACGAUGAGGAAGCUGUUGAGAAGCAAGAGGAUUAUGAGAAUCAAUUUAGGCAUGAAGAGAAUGCUGGGGAGAUAGUUAUGGGUCAGUCUAGGAUUGUGGAAGGGUCGGUGAGGAAGAAGGAUAAUGCGAGGAAAGCGCAGAGGAAGAAUAAAGAGGAGAGAAUGAAGAUGGCUGAGAUUGAGAGGAAAGAGGAGCUGAAGCGUCUUAAGAAUGUUAAGAAGAAGGAGAUGAAGGAGAAGAUGAAGAAAGUGCUUUCUGUUGCUGGUUUUAAGGAUGGAGAAGAGUGUCCGCUAGAUGCGAAAGACUUUGAUGAUGAGUUUGAUCCGGAGGAGUAUGAUAAGAUGAUGAAAGCUGCGUUCGAUGACAAUUAUUAUGGUGCGGAGGAUUCAGAUCUGAAUAGUGAUGAGGAUGGUGAUGGAGAGAAACCAGAUUUUGACAAGGAAGAUGACUUGCUUGGACUUCCGAAAGAUUGGGAUGUGAUUCAGGGUGGGGAUGGUUUUAUAGCCGCUAGAGAAAAGGUUUUGAAGCAAAAGGAGAAUAUUUUAAGCGAUGAUGAUGAAGGAGAGAAAGAAGAAGUAGACGAGGAGAAAGAGGAAGAAGAAGUAGAUGAGGAGAAGGAGGCAGACGGUAAGAGGAAGAGAAAGCGAAAAACUUCUCUUGUACAAAGAGCAAAAGAAGCAUUGAUGGAGGAGUACUACAAGCUAGACUAUGAGGAUACAAUUGGAGAUCUGAAAACAAGGUUUAAGUAUGCUAAAGUACAACCUAACAGAUAUGAACUGGGGACAGAAGAGAUACUCACCUUAGAUGACACAGAGCUGAACCAGUAUGUACCAUUGAAGAAGAUGGCUCCCUAUGUGGAAAAGGAUUGGGAGGUGAACAAACAUAAGGUUAGGGAGCAAAAACUUAAGAUCAAGGAGUUGUGGGAGGGUAAACACGAUGAGAAGAGAAGCAAGAAGAGGAAGAAGAGUGAGGUUGCUGAGACGAAACCAACACAGAAAGCAGAUGAGGACGGCGAGGCUGAGACGAAGCUAUCGAGAAAGGCGAAAAGAAGAAGGCGUAAAGAAGAGAAGAAACUUCCUCCUAACAGAAUGAUUGCUUAUGGGAAAGGCGAAGAGAAGAAGGCACGAUGAAGAAAAGAAGCUUCCUCCUAAUAGAAUGGUUGCUUAUGGGAAAGGCACAGUGAAAAAUGGAAACUGAUGCAGUAUCUCUUUUUGUUAUAGAACAUGGGUUUAUAUUUUGUUUACAAUUUUGAGUGUUCGAAUUUACUCUUUUUGUCUUGAGAGAAUCUUAGCUUUUUAUCAUUUCCUAGUAGAGAGGUUCUGAAUUUUAUCAGUUUAUGAUGUUCAGUUUCAUUGUUCUUCAGCGGUUUCGAAUUUAAUAAUAUCCUUCAUUCUUCGUCAA
Capsella rubella is the source of this 2190-nucleotide messenger RNA. RefSeq names its product protein KRI1 homolog. NCBI's taxonomy places the organism in Eukaryota, Viridiplantae, Streptophyta, Magnoliopsida, Brassicales, Brassicaceae. The record is from RefSeq and is a predicted model, not a curated record. Gene Ontology annotation, biological process: endonucleolytic cleavage in ITS1 to separate SSU-rRNA from 5.8S rRNA and LSU-rRNA from tricistronic rRNA transcript (SSU-rRNA, 5.8S rRNA, LSU-rRNA). Gene Ontology annotation, cellular component: nucleolus; 90S preribosome. Bases 24 to 1919 code for a protein of 631 amino acids. The transcript has a single exon.